Megalobrama amblycephala (Wuchang bream) is the source of this 3125-nucleotide messenger RNA. RefSeq names its product ectonucleotide pyrophosphatase/phosphodiesterase 5 (gene enpp5). The coding region runs from base 141 to 1523 and encodes 460 amino acids. Lineage: Eukaryota; Metazoa; Chordata; Actinopteri; Cypriniformes; Xenocyprididae. The record is from RefSeq and is a predicted model, not a curated record. The transcript is spliced from 4 exons.
UCCUAAUGAGAUUCGUUUGGUGAUAACGAUGCGAGGGAAAUAGGCGGGGCUUCCUGUGAUCGACCCUGUGUUUAUUUUUUAGAUGAGCCAAACACCCUCCACACACACAGAGGUCUCCCUUUCAUAGAACAGCUUGCAUCAUGCCAUACCAGAACUUCUUCCUGAGUUGCUUUUUAGUACUGCUACAGACAUCAAUCUCACAGCAGGAAGAGCAAAGCCAGCUGCUGCUGGUGUCCUUUGAUGGCUUCCGCUGGGACUAUGUGAAUCGAGUGCCCACGCCCAAUUUCCGUGACCUGAUGAAUGAGGGUGUGCAGGUGGAGAAAGUGGAGAACACCUACAUCACCAAGACCUACCCGAACCACUACACCUUAGUGACAGGAUUACACGCCGAAACCCACGGCGUCAUUGCUAACGAAAUGUACGACCCCAUCCACAACAAGUCCUUUUCCAUGGAGGGACCCUCGGUGUAUGAUGCGUGGUGGUGGGAGGAGGCCGUGCCGUUGUGGGUGACCAAUCAAAAGGCUGGCAAGAAGAGCGGAGCUGCCAUGUGGCCUGGAUCAGAUGUAGCAAUCGGUGGAACGUACCCAACACAUUACUUGAGUUAUAAUGCGUCAAUGCCCUUUGAGACCAGAGUCGAGAAACUCAUUGAUUGGUUCUCGGGGCCGGAGGCCAUCAAUUUUGGUGUCUUAUAUUGGGAGGAACCAGACGAGAGCGGGCAUAACUUGGGGCCGGAGAGCCCACUAAUGGAUCCAGUGAUAGCAGACAUCGAUGAUAAGUUGGGAUUCCUCAGGGAAAAGCUCAAAGCCGCUGGCCUUUAUGAUAAGCUCAAUCUGAUUGUUACAAGUGAUCACGGAAUGACUCAGUUAUCACAUGAUAAGAUUAUUGAGCUGGACACCUACGUCAGCCGUGACCUUUACACAUGGGUGGACAAGAGUCCUGUAGUUGGCAUUUUGCCGAAAGAAGGAAAACUUGAAGAGGUCUACAGUUCGUUGAAGAACGCCAACCCUAACAUGGUUGUGUAUAAAAAGGAGGAGAUCCCAGAGCAUUACCACUACAGACACAAUGCCAGGAUCAUGCCUCUGAUCAUAGAGGUCAAAGAGGGAUGGACGGUCAUGCAGAACAGAAAUGGAUCCUUUAUGUUGGGAAACCAUGGUUACAACAACAGCCUUCCCAGCAUGCACCCUGUGUUUGUCGCCCGCGGACCCGCUUUCCGCCGCGAAUACACCAAGGCCUCCAUGCGCACUGUCGACCUCUAUCCUCUCAUGUGCAGCAUUCUUGGUCUCAAGCCCUUGCCCAACAAUGGCUCUUUGUCAAGCGUGCAGGAUCUCUUAGUGGAGACGCCAACCUCAAAACCAGAGGUCCUGCUCGCGCCCAGACAGUCUUCCUACGCCUGGGCUGUGGGAUCCAUCCUCGGGACCGCCCUCGUGAUUGGGUUUCUCUUCAUCUUCGUGCAGCAGGUGACACAAAGGCAGCUACCUCCACUGCAUCUGUCCAAUAGUGAGAUAACACAACCCUUACUGUAGGCUCAAACACGUCACUUUUCUCAUGCGAGGUUCUCAAAGUAUGCAGCACUGAAUCUUUCAUCCAGUGCCACAGAUCUCAUUUCAGUCUAAAAUAAUUCUGAUAACACUUUUUAAAAGGUCAACAUGAUCGCUUGAAUUCAAAAGCGAUCAAUAUCCACGGUACCAUGCCAAAGCCGAAUAUACCAAAAGCAAUAUGGGGAAUGAUGCUACAGUGGAAAAAAGGUUGUGCAAUCGUCAAAAUCACAGCUGACUGAGCCAAUAGUGCCCUCUUCUGGUGAAGCUGUCAGUGAUACCUUUAUUCUUGUCAUCUAAAAUCUAGUAUUCGGAGAAAAAUGGUUAGCAUCCCCAUGCUUUUCCUUUAAAUUUGAAUCUGAUAUUUAUUUAAUAAGAGAGAGAUUUGCCUUGUUCUCUUGAAUUUGCAUUAAAUGUAUGGGUUCAGAUCAGAUCAGUGGCAUAAUGUUAUUACAAAAAUUAAUUUCAACGUGUUCCUCCUUUUCUUAAAAAAGAAAAAAAGCAAUCUGGGACACAGUGAUUGAGGCACUUACAAUGAAAGUAAACCAAUCCAUUUUCACUAUUUCAAUAGUAUAGGCACAAGUUAAACCCCUAAAAUGUAUGUAAAAAAAAUUAACAGCAUUACAGCUCAAAUAAUAUGCACAUUUUAUCAAUUUUAAGUGAUUUUAUUAAACAAUAAGCUUCACAUUUUUGCUUUUAAAUCCUCAUUUACUUCUAUUGUAAGUGCCUCAUCGUAACCUUAAUUUUUGCCUUUUCUUUUAAAUAAAGAAAACAAGUUGAAAUUUUUCCUAUUAAUCAACAUUAUGCCACAAACGCUGUGGAUUGUUUGUUUAUCUUGUCUUGAACCUGGAAUACUCCUUUAACUGAAUGUUAUGGAUAUUUAUGAUUCUGAAAAGAAAAAAAAUUAAGGGACAUUAGUAGCAGUUGCUUUUUGAAUUUGUUGUUUAUUCUCAUACCUAGUUUUUUUGUUAAUUUGUUUAAUGCAGUUGUUCAAGUUGGCAGAUUAAUGUUAAUAAGCGUUAAUGAAAAAGAAGCUGGUAGUUGUCAAACUACCGCCGUGUUGCACUAAGAUGUAAGCUAAUCAGGAUAGAAAGAUAAAGUAUUAGACUAGUGGGAUGUUUUAGCUUAUUUGCAUUUUGCACAAUGUAAUACCAUCCAAAAUUUAUAUAAAAAAAAGUGUGCGAGUGCCAAAAUCCUUUUGAUUGACUUAGAGUAGUAAUAGUAUAGUUCCUGCGUUAAUGUAUUUUGUACUUUUUGAAACUAGCGUUUAAGAAAAAGCCCUGCGUAGGGUAAAACACUGUGAUCGGUCUUUUACUGGUGCAAAGACUAAAGAGAAAUUAAAUAUUUAUGCUCUUUGAAAUAAAUGUUGCUGAAAUAGUCAUAGUUAGCUGCUUGCAGAUUAGGAUUGUUUGUGUUAUUAAGAGGGAAAUUAUGACUUUCUAUAUGGACAUGUGCAGAGAUUGUGUUUUGUGUUUUAAGUAUUCCUAUGAUUUACUGGGUUUGUCUUUUAUGGCCUAAUGUCAGAUUUGGACCUGUCAAAAGUCCCAUAACAAUGUGCUACAUUAAAGGUAAAAAUGCCUAAUUUGGAAA